Molecule: messenger RNA, 2754 nt
Organism: Tilletiaria anomala UBC 951
Lineage: Eukaryota; Fungi; Basidiomycota; Exobasidiomycetes; Georgefischeriales; Tilletiariaceae
Product: putative sulfate permease
Exons: 3
Coding region: 150-2714 (854 amino acids)
Biological process (GO): transmembrane transport
Cellular component (GO): membrane
Molecular function (GO): sulfate transmembrane transporter activity
Source: RefSeq, a predicted model, not a curated record
AUAGCACAGGGCAGCAGCACGUUCGCCUCCCUUCAUCGCGUAUCUGUUCUCCAGUAUCAAGUGACGCGUCCCUUGGACCCGAUAACUGCCACCGCUGAGCAACACGCGGUCCCGCCUGUCAACACCACCAUCAGCAACGCGGCGCCAGCAUGAGCCACCGCACAGGCGGUCGCGGCCGCGCCUCAGGCAAGGUCUCCAAUGCCUGGAAAUGGGUCAUCGGCUACAAUGACACCGAGGCAAAUCGUCUGGGCGUGCCCAUCGUCAGCAGCGCCGACUGGUUCAGUGACAUAUUUUCCAACCCUGGCCGCAAGACUGCCGACUACCUCGACUCGCUCUUCCCCAUUCGACGAUGGAUCGGCUCGUACAACUUGCAGUGGGCCAUCGGUGACCUGAUCGCUGGAAUCACUGUCGCGCUCGUGUUGGUCCCCCAAUCCAUGUCGUACGCCAAGCUCGCUGGCCUGAGCCCCGAGUUUGGCCUCUACUCGUCCUUUGUCGGGGUGAUGGUCUACGCGCUCUUUGCCACGUCCAAGGACGUCACAAUCGGCCCCGUCGCGGUCAUGUCACUUCAGACCAACAACGUCAUCCUCGCCGUCAUGGCCAAGACGGGCAAGCAGUGGACGCCCGAUAUGAUUGCGUCUGCGCUCGCGUUCCUCUGCGGCGUUAUCACGUUUGGCAUCGGCAUCCUCCGCCUUGGCUGGCUCGUCGAGUUCAUCCCCACGCCCGCUGUUAGCGGGUUCAUGACCGGCAGCGCCAUAACCAUCGCCGUCGGCCAGUUCCCCAAGAUCAUGGGCAUCACCAGCGUCCAGACCAACUCGAGCCCGGCGUACAAGAUCUUCCUCGAUACGCUCAAGGCGCUCCCGCAAACGACGCUCGACGCCGCCUUUGGCUUGCCCGCGCUCUUCUUUCUCUACGCUGUGCGCUCCUUCUUCACCUGGCUCCCGGGCCGCCAUCCGCGGCUCGCCCGCGUCGCCUUCUUCACCAUGGUCCUGCGCAGCGCGUUUGUUAUUAUCGUCCUCACCAUCGCCUCGCGCGUCUGGCUCGGCGGCUAUUCGCCCAAGCAGUACCCCAUCAGCAUCCUCAAGACCGUCCCGCGCGGCUUCCAGCAUAUAGGACGGCCGAACCUCGACCCGCGCCUGCUCGCCGACAUGGGCUCAGAGCUGCCCGUGUCGGUGAUCGUGCUGCUCCUCGAGCACAUUGCCAUCUCCAAGUCCUUUGGCCGCCUCAACAACUACAAGAUUAACCCCAACCAGGAGCUCAUUGCCAUUGGCGUCACCAACCUCGUCGGCCCGACGUUCGGCGCAUACCCGGCCACAGGCUCCUUCUCGCGCACCGCCAUCAAGGCCAAGUCCGGCGUGCGCACUCCCAUCGCAGGCUGGGUCACUGGCGUCGUCGUUCUCAUCGCGCUCUACGCUCUCACGGGCACUUUUUACUGGAUCCCUUCCAGUGCCCUAUCUGCCGUCAUUAUCCACGCCGUCGGAGAUCUGAUCGCCAGCCCGAGGGCGCUGUACAAAUUUUGGCUGGUCAACCCGUUCGAACUGUUCAUCUGGUUCGCAUCCGUCCUCGUCACAGUCUUCGCCAAUGUCGAGUACGGCGUCUACACAAGUGUCGCGGCCAGUGCAGCGCUGCUGCUCAUCCGGAUCGCCCGCCCGCGUGGCCGCUGGCUUGGCAUGGUCCGUGUUUCGCACGGCGACAGCACCGGCACCACCUCGCGCACCUCGCAGGUCGGUGGCGGCGACCAGGCGCGCAUCGCCUUUGUCCCCCUCGACGACAAAGAUGGCCUGCGCGACCCAUCGAUCCAGGUUAAACCACCACCGCCGGGCGUGCUGAUCUACCAACCUCAUGACAGCUUCCUCUACCCGAACGCGUCGCAUCUCGCCGAUCUGAUCAUCGACCGCGUCAAGGCUGUCACCAAGCCCGGUCAGUCGUCCAACUAUGCAAAGCCGGGGGACCGCCCGUGGAACGACCCGGGACCUGUCAACCCGGUGUUCCGCAAAGUGUUCGGUCGCCUCAGUGGCAAGUCCAAGGAGAAGAUCCAGGCGCGCAUCGCGGCAGAGAACGACAGUCGCGACGACCCACGUCCACGGCUGCGCGCCAUCGUCUUUGACUUUGCCAGCGUCGCCAACGUCGACACGACGUCGAUCCAGACGCUCGUCGACGUCCGCCGCGCCGUCGAGAUCUAUGUCGAUGGCCCCGUGGAGUUCCACUUUGCCAACAUCCUCAGCCCCUGGAUCCGUCGCGCGCUCCUCGCCGGCGACUUUGGCGUCGGCACCGCCUCGCGCCACAUCACCGAGGUGGCUCCCGUCGUGUACCAGCGCGACAACACGCCCAUCACGUACGAGAACAACAACAACACGGAGAGCAACCGCCAGCGCCAGCGUGACGACGAUGAGCGCCGCCGCGCGGCCGUCGAGCGCGUCCUGCAGGUACGCGACGCGGCCGCUGUCGUCACUGUGGCGGCGCAAGCAGCAGGCGAGCCGAGCACCGGCAGCACCUCGCCCGGAAACAAUGACUUCGACAUCGAGAAGGGCACAUCGAGUGGCGCAGAUAGCAAGGAGGGAAGUCUCUUCGGCGACCGCGCUGGCGUCCAGGGCACCAGUGGCGGCGCGCUGGACGACAUAAGCGUGCACGUUCCCAUCAUCUGGGGAAACGACCUCACUCCGCUUUUCCACCUCGACCUCGCGAGCGCAGUGGAGGCUGCCGCUGGCAAGUAUUGAAGUUCAGAUGAAGAGCAUGUCACGCAUGCAUCGGACACCU